AUGCGGGGCGGGAACGGCACGUGGGUGUCUCACUUCACCCUGGUGGGCCUGCACCACCCCCCCCAGCUGGGCGCCGCGCUCUUCCUGGCCUUCCUCCUCAUCUACCUCCUCACCGUCUGCGGCAACGGGCUCAUCAUCCUCACCAUCCUGCUGGACGCGCGGCUGCACCGGCCCAUGUACUGGUUCCUGUGUCAUCUCUCCUUCUUGGACAUGACCAUCUCCUCGGCGAUCGUCCCCAAGAUGCUGGCCGGCUUUCUCCUGGACAGCCGGCGCAUCUCCUUCGGGGGCUGUGUGAUCCAGCUCUUCUCUUUCCACUUCCUGGGCUGCACCGAGUGCUUCCUGUACACGCUCAUGGCUUACGACCGCUUCCUGGCCAUCUGCCGGCCUCUGCACUACGCCACCAUCAUGACGCGCGGCGCGUGCCACUGCCUGGCGCUGGGCACCUGGCUGGGCGGCGCCGCGCACUCGCUCUUCCAGACCACCUUCAUCUUCCGGCUGCCCUUCUGCGGCCCCAGCCGCGUCGACUACUUCUUCUGCGACAUCCCCCCGGUCCUCCGCCUGGCCUGCGCCGACACCACGGUCAACGAGCUGGUCACCUUCGUGGACAUCGGCUUCCUGGCCCUCACGUGCUUCGUGCUCAUCCUCACUUCCUACGGCUACAUCGUGGCCGCCAUCCUGCGGAUCCGGUCGGCCGAGGGCCGGCGCAACGCCUUCUCCACCUGUGCCGCGCACCUCACGGUGGUGGUGGUGUACUACGUGCCCUGCACCUUCAUCUACCUGCGGCCCGGCUCCCGGGAGCCCCUGGACGGGGUGGUGGCUGUGUUCUACACCGUCAUCACCCCCUUGCUGAACCCCAUCAUCUACACACUGCGUAACAAGGAGAUGAAGGCCGCACUGCGGAGGCUGGGGGGCGUCCGGGACGUCCAGCCCCGCUGA
Molecule: messenger RNA, 936 nt
Organism: Dipodomys ordii (Ord's kangaroo rat)
Lineage: Eukaryota; Metazoa; Chordata; Mammalia; Rodentia; Heteromyidae
Product: olfactory receptor 10G6-like
Exons: 1
Coding region: 1-936 (311 amino acids)
Biological process (GO): G protein-coupled receptor signaling pathway
Cellular component (GO): membrane
Molecular function (GO): olfactory receptor activity; G protein-coupled receptor activity
Source: RefSeq, a predicted model, not a curated record